Molecule: messenger RNA, 2619 nt
Organism: Lemur catta (Ring-tailed lemur)
Lineage: Eukaryota; Metazoa; Chordata; Mammalia; Primates; Lemuridae
Gene: XRCC3
Product: X-ray repair cross complementing 3
Exons: 7
Coding region: 498-1661 (387 amino acids)
Biological process (GO): resolution of mitotic recombination intermediates; double-strand break repair via synthesis-dependent strand annealing; t-circle formation
Cellular component (GO): Rad51C-XRCC3 complex; replication fork
Molecular function (GO): ATP-dependent DNA damage sensor activity; four-way junction DNA binding; ATP binding
Source: RefSeq, a predicted model, not a curated record
GUUACAUGGAUUAUUUCUAUAAUGCCUAAGUCACAGCUGUAAGUGUGCCUGUCACCAAAUAGUGUUCAUUGUACCUGUUCAGUAGGUUUUUGCCCCUCCCCACUUCUCGAUUUCCAAUGACUUUACUUCUGCCUGUGCCCCUGUGCCCACUGAUUAGCUCCAAAUUACUAGAGAGCACACGUGGUGUUUGUUUUUCUGUUCCUGAGUUACUUUACUUCGGCUAAUGGUCUCCAGCUCCCUCCAAGUUGCUGCGAAGGACAUUAAUAAUUUCUCUUCAUGGCUGAGUAAACACCUGUGGGGACAAAUCGUCAUGUCUUGACCUUCAGAAUGCUGGUGGGCUGGGGGCAUUUUUUAAGCUGCAUCAGUAACUGGAAUGAAUCCAGUUUUCUAAAUUACCGAUAGUUCUUGGAGGUGGAUCCCGCUAACAGAGCCGGUGUUCGCGGUGCAGUGAAGUCUCCCACCCUCCGUGAGAGGUGGCCGCGGACGGUGAGCCCGGCAUGUGGGGAGCGACACCGCUUCCCCAGCACACGCACCCUCACUUCUCUGGCACGUGGGUCUCCCGCAGGAGGUUUGACUUGUGGGCGAGCGCCUCGGAAUUUGGUGGUCAACCUGUGGAAGAAAUGGAUUUGGAUCUAUUGGACCUGAACCCCAGAAUUAUUGCUGCAAUUAAGAAAGCCAGACUGAGGUCAGUGAAGGAGAUCCUGCACUUCUCUGGACCAGACCUGCAGAGAGUGACCGCCCUCUCCAGCCUCGACGUCCGGCAUGUGCUGAGAGCGGCCUCCUUGCACCUGCGGGGAGGUGGCGUCCUCACAGCGUUGCACCUGCACCAGCAGAAGGAGAGGUUCCCCGAGCAGCACCAGCGCCUGAGCCUUGGCUGCCCGGUCCUGGACGGGCUCCUCCAUGGCGGCCUGCCCCUGGCGGGCAUCACCGAGCUGGCCGGCCGCAGCUCUGCAGGGAAGACCCAGCUGGCGCUGCAGCUCUGCCUGGCGGUGCAGUUCCCGCGGCAGUACGGAGGCCUGGAGGCUGGGGCCGUCUACAUCUGCACGGAGGACGCCUUCCCGGACAGGCGGCUGCAGCAGCUCAUCGCCCGGCAGCAGCGGCUGCGCGCGGACGUUCCCGGGGAGGUGGUCCGCAAGAUCAGAUUUGGCAGCCAGAUCUUCGUGGAGCACGCGGCUGACGUGGACACCUUGUUGGAGUGUGUGAGUGAGAAGGUCCCCAUCCUGCUGUCUCGGGGCAUGGCCCGCCUGGUGGUCAUCGAUUCGGUGGCAGCUCCGUUCCGCUGUGAGUUUGAUGGCCAGGCCUCGGCCCCCAGGGCCAGGCAUCUGCAGUCGCUGGGGGCCACACUGCACCGGCUGAGCAGCGCCUUCCAGAGCCCUGUGCUGUGCAUCAAUCAGGUGACGGAGGUGGUGCAGGAGCCAGGUGGGGCGCCCAGGCCGCCAGGCUCCUGGGACGAGCGCAUCUGUCCGGCCCUCGGCAUCACUUGGGCCAACCAGCUCCUCGUGAGACUGAUGGUGGACCGGCGCUGGGACGAGGAGCCCACCCUUGGCCCAGCCAGCCGGACCCUACGGGUGCUCUUUGCCCCCCACCUGCCUUCCUCCUCAUGUUCCUACAUGGUCAACGAGGAAGGUGUGCGAGGGAUGCCUGGGACCGAGUCUUACUGACACACUGGUGGCUACAGAACAGCCUGGCCAGGCCUGAGACUCCCCAACUGGCAGAGCCUGCCUGGGCCUGGCAUAGCCCCUAGCUCAAGCCCUCCUAUUCCACCCGGCACGGACUGCUCUCCCCUCUGCCCGGCCGGCUGAGCCUUGGCGCUGGUUCCCGCAUGGCCUAGCCGGCCCUUGGGGAUGGGUGAUGCACUGAGGCCGGCAACCGGGGUGUCCGAGGUGGCUCCCUCCUGCCCCGGCUCUGCUCUCCGCAUUAACACCAGCCAGGAGCCGGGUCAAAGCCUAUCCUGGGCCUGGAGCCCUGUCCAAAGCGGCCUCCCCUCCUCCAGGCAGGGUGGUCCUCAGUCCCCCUCCCAAAGCACACCCUACGCUCAGGCCACAGCAGGCUGCAGCCAGCGGGUUCCACACAGGCAGACACCCCACCCCUAAGAUCUGAGUUUGGUGCAUCAAGCUGCCCUCAGGCCGCAAGUCAGAAGGGGGUGGGAGUGGGGUUGACUGGACUUGUGCAUCCCCCCUGCCACCAACACCACCGGACCAGGUCGCAUAGGCAGCCUGGGGCUCUGCUGGGAAACUGCUGUGUGCAAAGAGGACCUGGUCUGUAACGAAGGCCGUGUCCUGCGUGGGCUCGGUGCCCCCCAGCCUGGCCCCAGGGUCCCAGACACCCAGUGCAGCCCCGGCCUGGGGCAACGUCCACCCUGGUGGGGAUGCGGCAGGACACCCGGCAGGGCCACGGCAGACCCAGACCCGCAUUUGUGGCCAGGCCUUAUUCCAGCCAGCAAGCAGGGCCGCCCGGCAACACAUCGGGCUGCAGACGUGGAAUCUGACCAGAGACACGAGGCCAGCAGUCACCGUGAGGGUGUGGCCUCUUCCCGGGCAGGGCUGUGACUGUCUCCUCAUGCGGUGCCUGGCACGGAGCAGGCCUCUGACAAAUAAACGGGCUAAGUAAGCACAGUGA